Messenger RNA from Rotaria sp. Silwood2, 1548 nucleotides. NCBI's taxonomy places the organism in Eukaryota, Metazoa, Rotifera, Eurotatoria, Philodinida, Philodinidae. The record is from the annotation of a GenBank genome assembly.
AUGCAUUCAUUAAAAUAUAAAGAGUUGCAACGAGAUUGUUUGCUUCGUGAAUAUGAAUCUCGUCAAAAACAAGCAAGACAACUAGAAAAAAGCCUUUCAUCUUUAACAUGUUGUCUUGAAAAAGAUUUGUCAUCAAUAGAUUAUAUAAAUUUAAAAAAAUUCUAUUAUGAUGUUGCAUGUCGAGUACAUUCAAAUGUGAUGCCAAUACAUCAGAAAAAGCUCGAAAAAUUGAACGGAGGUCCUAUUGGGCAAAAUUAUGAUGAAAUGAAAUCAAAGACAGUACAUAACAUAUCAUCAUACACUCUUUCGUCUACAGAAGAACGACUAUUAUGUCGAGGUUGGGACUUUUGUAUAGAAAACAAGGUACUUGAUUUUCUUGAAUUUGAAACGGAUGUUGAACUAAAUUCAAUGAAAAUUGAAUCAUCAUGUCAUAGCUCGGUGUUUAGAUCACUAUGUCGACAUAUGCAUAAUGCAUCACAACAACUAAUGCGGUCAUGUAAAAGGAAAAAAUUCAGUAAUCUAUCUGAUGAUGAAUUGAAAUCAUUGAAAUCAUUAAAAUCUAAUAAAAACAUUGUCAUUGCAAAAGCUGAUAAAGGUAACUCUAUUGUAAUAUUAGACAAAGAAUCCUACAUAAAAAAGGCUGAACAGAUUUUGAAAGGCAAUCAAUUUCAAGAGAUAAAUAAUAAAAAUUAUCAUCAAGAACGUGAAAAUGAACUUAAUAAAUAUAUAUAUGCAUUGUUAAAAGAGGGAAUAAUAGAUCAGAAACUUCGAUUUCGACUUCAAUCAACAUGUUCCUCAUUGUCAGUCUUUUAUGGACUUCCAAAAAUACAUAAAACAGAAUAUCCUAUACGGCCAAUCAUAUCUACGAUAGGAAGUUUUCAAUAUGAAUUAUCAAAAUAUCUAGCAAAAGCUAUCAAAGAUUCUAGUCCACAAGCUGACUCAUAUAUAAAAGAUGCAUUUGAAUUUGUUAAAAAAAUAAAAAGUACAAUAUUAGAUAAAGAAAAAUCUUACAUGAUGUGUAGUUUUGAUGUAGAAAGUCUUUACACUAAUGUGCCUGUAGAAGAAGCCAUCAAUGUUACAUUAGAUUUCAUGUUCAAACCAACAAAAAACAUAAGCAUUCCAUUUAAUAGGGAACAAAUGAAAAAACUUCUUGAAUUAUCAGUGUGUGAUGCACCUUUCCGAUUUCAGAAUAAGAUCUAUAAACAAAUCGAUGGAGUAGCUAUGGGUAGCCCUUUAGCACCAAUUCUAGCAAAUCUAUGGCUACAAAGAAUUGAACAAAAACUAAAUAGAUUUAGCAAAAACAGGCCUAUAAUAUGGUUGAGAUAUGUAGACGAUAUUUUUUGUUUGUUCGAUAUACCUAAAGCUAAGAUAUUGGAAUUUCAUUCAAGAAUAAAUAAAUGGCACAAAAACUUGAAAUUUACCAUAGAAAUGGAAUCUAAUAAAACACUUCCCUUUCUUGAUGUAUUAGUCACACGUGAUCAUGAUCAUAACCAACUGACUACCUCACUCUACCGGAAACCAACACAUACAGGACUUUAUCUACUUUAG